AUGGCCAAUUCAAAGUUUGAAUAUGUGCGUCAUUUCGAAAUGGCAGACAACAUGUUGCCUAGUACAUGGCUCGUUGUCCGUAUCGACGGUCGUGGAUUUCAUCGAUUCUCUCAGACACACAAUUUCGCAAAACCAAAUGACAGAAGAGCCAUUGAACUCAUGAACAGAUGUGCGAUUGAAGUUAUGAAGGAUAUCAAGGAUAUUGUCUUGGCUUACGGACAGAGCGAUGAAUACAGUUUUAUUAUUCCAAAAUCAUCCAAUCUGUAUUCUCGACGAUCAAGUAAAAUCUCGUCGACAGUGGUGAGUUUGUUUGCUUCUAACUAUGUGAUGCAUUGGGCAGAAUACUUUGGCCAAGACAAACUACAAUAUGCGCCAUGCUUUGACUCGAGAACCGUCUGCUAUCCAAAUGACAAGGUGCUAAGAGAUUACUUGAGUUGGAGACAAGCUGAUUGUCACAUCAAUAACUUGUUCAAUACAACAUUCUGGGCUCUAGUAAAGUCUGGCAUGACAGAAGAUGCAGCCGAGAAGCAUUUGAGAGGCUCCUUCUCCAAAGACAAGAACGAGAUUCUGUUUACAGAAUUCAACAUCAACUACAACAACAUUGAGCCAAUCUACAGAAAGGGAUCCACCAUCAUCCGCCAAAAGACAGAGGUUACUUCCAUUUCACCAAGAAAUGGCGAAGAGGUGCAACGCAUCAAACUUAUACCAACUGCCGUCUAUGACGAUAUCAUCGGACAAGAGUUCUGGGAUCGUCAUCCUGAGUUGCUUGCCGAGAAGAGAAGAUAG
Messenger RNA from Mucor velutinosus, 786 nucleotides. RefSeq lists its product as uncharacterized. The transcript has 4 exons. NCBI's taxonomy places the organism in Eukaryota, Fungi, Mucoromycota, Mucoromycetes, Mucorales, Mucoraceae. Gene Ontology annotation, biological process: tRNA modification. Gene Ontology annotation, molecular function: magnesium ion binding; tRNA guanylyltransferase activity. The record is from RefSeq and is a predicted model, not a curated record. Bases 1 to 786 code for a protein of 261 amino acids.